CUGGCGGGCAGCGUUACAUCAACUGUUGAUGGUCACAUCUCUUGCUUGAAUGCUGGGAGGGUGGUGACAUCGACGCCGGCUAAUGCUGCCGACGUCGAGAAAAUGGUUCAUGCGUGCAAAACUAACAUAGACGACAAACGCUCACCGAUAUAUCGCGACAGCUUGGCAUUGGGGAGUCUUUUUGCUGAACGAAUGCGUGGAGUUUUGAGCCAGUUCGAAAGAAUUUGGAAGAGUUUGAUUGAUCCUGGUGGUAGAAGCUUACGACGAAGAAGCCGCAAAGAACGAUUCCAGUCAAAAUAUAAUACCAGAAGUCACGAUCGUAACUCCACCGCCAACUUCGAUCCACAGCAGCCGUCGACCUCUCACUCAGGACGCCCUAUUGAGAACUCUCCAGGCUUUUAUCGAGAUCUUGCCAAUGGACGAUUAUCAGAUGAGCAAACCACCCGGCGUAGUAUGAGCCGGCGUAGCCCUAUGUUAACGAGCCCUAUGUCUUCACCUCUAGCCCCACGACAGGCGUCCCGACCUCGAAGAAGUGUGGCCAACAUACCUUCUCUUAUGCAUGCUCAAGAUACUUCUGGGAUCAGUGACGAUAGCGCUCCGUCGACGUCGAGUCGAGAGGCAUUCACGAGUAGAAGGGUAGUAACUCGCAGGAGACAACUGUUAUCAAGCGAUUCCGCUAGUCCGCCUGCUCGGGCUGCGCCGCCGUUGUUAUCCGCGAGAUCGUCUCUCGUGCGAAGUGAUGACGAACAUGCGGAAGAAUUGCAAGAUCGAGAGGAAAAUGAAGAGGAAGAAGACGAUAGUCCAGAGGACGAAGAUUUUUCCGAGUAUGAGGAAGAGGAGCCGCAACCAAGACCUCGAACGAGGCCAAAAAGAAAAGCUCGCCAACUAAGUGAAGAAUCGGAAACGACGUCGAUGUCUCCAUCUGAACGUCGAACGAAUGGACACUACUCCACCAGAUCCAGCAAUUCAAACAAACGCCGCCGAGUUGGAAGCGAUGACGAUCAUGAGGCUUCCCGUUCACGCAGAGGGCGUAACACUCGUCGAAAUGUAGCUGCUAUAAAUUAUGUUGAAAGCGAUGAGGACUCACCCCCAGAUGAACCCAGUGUCAGCUCUCGUGGCCGAGUUCGGCGUCCACGACGGCCGAUUCAUUUUUAG
Cooperia oncophora is the source of this 1155-nucleotide messenger RNA. Lineage: Eukaryota; Metazoa; Nematoda; Chromadorea; Rhabditida; Trichostrongylidae. The record is from the annotation of a GenBank genome assembly.